Messenger RNA from Cuscuta epithymum, 4738 nucleotides. NCBI's taxonomy places the organism in Eukaryota, Viridiplantae, Streptophyta, Magnoliopsida, Solanales, Convolvulaceae. The record is from the annotation of a GenBank genome assembly.
GGGAGCCUUUGCAGCACUGGGUGAAAGACAUUGGAAUAUGCUGUAUAAAUAUGCUUUAGAAUAUUCUUCUAUCUUUAGAAUAUGCUUUAGAAUAUUUUAGGAAUAUACUCUAGGAUAUUAUUAUUGUAUAGCAUCUUAUAGGAAUAUUCUAUCUUUGUAAUGUAUAUAUAUAGGGACUUAACCCUCCAAUGAAAUACACAGAAAAUCCUUCUCUCCAUCUUUAUUAUCAUUCUAGUUUAUAUUUCAACAUGGUAUCAGAGCCUUCCAUUUUAGUUUAGUUUUUCCAGAUUUUAGUUAAUUUUCGGACUGGAUUCUUCCUUGAGUUCAGUCUUCAGAACCUUCGACACCAAUCUGUCUCUAAAUUCUUUCUUCAGGAUUUCAGUUGUCUGAUUCUUGAGGAACUUGAGUUCAGUUUUUUUUUUCCAGAUUCUUCAGAACCUCUAAAUUUCCCAGAAAAUCAAUUUUCACAGUCUGUCCCCAGACCUCACAAAUUUCAGACCACACAUUUCAUCACCACCGUACCAGAAACAAAAUUCCGACACCCAUACUCUAAGCGAGUGAGCCGCACGCGCCUCCACAGCACGGCGAACUUAAUUCACGCGCCGGCGCGUCUCGUCUGUUCUCCGGCCAGAUUUCCGAUCGAAAACCACCCAUCAGCUCGCCUGUGUAUGACCUCUCUUUUGUGGUUGCUCGUUUCGUCCUGGUAAGCAUUAGUUCCUGCCUCGAUAGCAUUUUUUUUCAAUUUUUUUUAAAAAAAAAAAGAACAAAAAAAAAGAACAAAAAAAAAUUGAAAAAAAAAAUUGAAAAAAAAAACAAAAAAAAAGAACAAAAAAAAAUGGAGAUGUUUCGUACAUGUCAAUAUGACAGAGGAGUAAUAUGCAAUUACUGCAAGAAGUCUGGACACUUGCUCAAAGAUUGUAGAAAGUUGGCAUUCAAAAAUUCGGGAAAUUUGAUUGCUCAUGUUGCUUCCGCUACCACCUCAUCUGAUGGAUCAGUUGCUAUUUCUUCGGAUGAAUAUGCCAAAUUUAUUUGCUACCAAGAAUCUCUAAAGCAUUCAUCUGUCUCUAUCUCGGUAGCCGCGAAUUCAGGAUCUGUUAACAAAGCAGACUAUUGGUAAAGGACAUGAGUCGGGUGGUCUUUAUAUUUUGGAUACAUCAAUCACAAAAGGUAUCUCCUGUCUUGGAGUUGAAAAUCUGUUAGAAGCUCAUUACCGAUUAGGACAUCCAUCUCUCCCGCUAAUGAAGCAAAUAUAUCCUCAGUUUAAUAAGGUGUCAUCUAUACAAUGUGAGUCAUGUGAAUUUGCAAAACAUCAUCGUACUAGUUUAAGUCCCCGACUUAAUAAACGAGCAAACGCUCCGUUUGAUCUUGUUCAUACUGAUGUUUGGGGGGCUUGUCCUGUUGUGUCUAAAUCUGGUUUCAAAUAUUUUGUAACCUUUGUUGACGAUUAUUCUCAUAUGACAUGGUUAUAUUUUAUGAAACGUCGGUCAGAAUUAUUUACCCAUUUUUCUGCAUUUUGUGCUGAAAUCAAAACUCAAUUCAAUGUUCCGGUUCGUGUGUUGAGGGGAGACAAUGCCCAAGAAUAUUUAUCUGCUCCAUUUAAAACUUUUAUGCUUCAACAUGGCAUUAUUCAUCAAACUUCAUGCGUAGCCACGCCUCCUCAAAAUGGAGUUGCUGAAAGAAAGAAUCGACAUCUCUUAGAAACUGCAAGGGCUCUUCUAUUCCAAAUGAAUGUGCCCAAACAGUUUUGGGCUGAUGCUGUGUCUACUUCAUGUUUUUUGAUCAAUCGUAUGCCAUCUUCUGUUUUGGAUGGUAAAACUCCUUAUCAAUGCCUUUUUCCAAAUAAAGAACUUUUUCCCAUUCCACCUAAAAUAUUUGGGUGCACUUGUUUUGUUAGAGAUGUUAACCCUCAUCGCACAAAGUUGGAUCCCAAAUCAUUGAAAUGUAUUUUCUUAGGUUAUUCUCGAGUUCAAAAGGGGUAUAGAUGUUUUUGUCCGAGUACAGGUCGAUAUCUUAUUUCUAUUGAUGUCUCAUUUCAUGAAAAUACACCUUUUUCAUCAUCCAAGACAGAUAUUCAUGAGGACAACGAUGACAUACUCAUUUAUACAGUUACUAUACCUGAGACCACACCUUUAGUAACUAUGCCGAAUGUCACUGUUCCUGACCCUAUACCUCCUGUACACUUGGUUUACACCCGUCGACACAAAGCACAAAAUCACUCUCCACCUGUGACACCUGUGAUUACAUAUCCUGAUAUUGGUCCAACUUCGAUCUCAUGCCCUGAACCAGUACCUGCAUCUUCAGAUCUUGUCUCUACAUCAGAUCUUGACCUCCCAAUAGCACUACGUAAAGGUACACGGUCUUGUACUCAUCCUAUUUCUUCAUUUGUGUCGUACAAUCAGUUAUCUCCUGCUUCAUGUUCUUUUAUUGCUUCCAUUGAUUCUAUUUUUGUUCCCAAAUCUGUCAAAGAAGCUUUGUCUCAUCCUGAAUGGCGUCAUGCCAUGGUAGAGGAAAUGAAUGCUUUAGAUCUUAAUGGUACUUGGGAUUUGGUUGACUUGCCUACAGGGAAGAAAUCUAUUGGAUGUAAGUGGGUCUUUGCUGUAAAGGUUAACCCUGACGGAUCCGUUGCUCGGUUGAAAGCCCGAUUAGUAGCGAAGGGUUAUGCUCAAACCUAUGGUGUUGAUUAUUCUGACACUUUUUCUCCUGUUGCUAAAUUAACAUCUGUCAGGUUACUUAUUUCUCUCGCUGCAACUAAUGGUUGGCACUUACAUCAGUUAGACAUUAAAAAUGCAUUCUUGCACGGUGAUCUUCAGGAGGAAGUUUAUAUUGAGCAACCUCCAGGGUUUGUUGCUCAGGGGGAGUAUGGAAAAGUGUGUCGACUUCGCAAGUCUCUUUAUGGUUUGAAACAGAGUCCCCGUGCAUGGUUCGGGAAAUUCAGUCAAUCAAUUGAACGAUUUGGAAUGAUAAAGGGCAAAUCAGAUCACUCUGUAUUUUAUAGACGAACAAAAGCAGGUAUCACAUUGCUUGUGGUGUAUGUCGAUGAUAUUGUGAUUAUAGGGAGUGAUAAUGCAGGUAUUUUGGCUCUUAAGAAUUUUUUUCAUAGUCAAUUCCAGACGAAAGAUUUGGGCUCAUUGAAAUACUUCUUGGGGAUUGAGGUUAUACGGAGCAAGAAAGGCAUAUUUCUAUCUCAACGUAAAUAUGUGCUUGACUUGCUAACUGAAACAGGGAAACUGGGGGCAAAACCGAGCAAUACUCCCAUGAUUCCCAAUGUGCAGCUCACUCAUGAAGGCGUACCAUUCGAAGAUCCAGAAAGAUAUAGAAGGUUGGUUGGAAAGCUUAAUUAUCUCGCAGUUACCCGUCCAGAUAUUGCGUACUCAGUGAGUGUAGUAAGUCAAUAUAUGUCAUCUCCGACAGUUGAUCAUUGGAAUGUUGUAGAGCAUAUAUUAUGUUACUUGAAGGGGACACCAGGACGAGGUAUUGUUUAUCAAAAUCAUAACCACAUGAGAAUAGAAUGCUUUGCAGAUGCUGAUUGGGCUGGAUCUAAAGAUGAUAGAAGAUCUACAUCUGGCUAUUGCGUCUUUGUUGGUGGUAAUCUCGUCUCUUGGAAAAGUAAGAAGCAGAAUGUGGUUUCUCGUUCGAGUGCUGAAUCAGAAUAUCGGGCUAUGGCACAAUCGGCAUGUGAGAUAAUCUGGAUAAACCAUCUAUUGAGUGAAAUCGGACUGAAGACACCAAUGCCUGCUAAACUCUGGUGUGAUAACCAGGCUGCUAUACGCAUUGCCAACAACCCAGUGUUUCAUGAGAGAACAAAACAUAUUGAGGUCGAUUGUCACUUUAUUCGAGAAAAGAUACAACAAGGAUUGAUCUCUACAGGAUAUGUGAAGACGGAAGAGCAACUUGGAGACGUGUUCACUAAAGCACUAAAUGGAAUUCGUGUUGGUUAUUUAUGUAACAAGUUGGGCAUGAUAAAUAUCUAUGCUCCAACUUGAGGGGGAGUGUGAAAGACAUUGGAAUAUGCUCUAUAAAUAUGCUUUAGAAUAUUCUUCUAUCUUUAGAAUAUGCUUUAGAAUAUUUUAGGAAUAUACUCUAGGAUAUUAUUAUUGUAUAGCAUCUUAUAGGAAUAUUCUAUCUUUGUAAUGUAUAUAUAUAGGGACUUAACCCUCCAAUGAAAUACACAGAAAAUCCUUCUCUCCAUCUUUAUUAUCAUUCUAGUUUAUAUUUCAACAGGGUAAUAUGAUGAAUAAUGAUGAUGUAUCUUUGUCAUACAGAUAAUGAACAAACGCCAUUUCAAAAUUUUCAGUACACAUCUAUUUUUACAUGUUUGGCCCUCUUUUACAAUUUACCCAUCACCCUCAACAGUGAAGCACAUCCCUUGAUUUCAUGAUAUAGUUUUUAGUUUUCAAGCUAAAAAGGUUACCUGGUAAAAAAAAGCUAAAAAGGUUACUGAGCUAACCCUAAAUUGUCUCUUUCCACCUAUAUUGGGAAACAUACAUAUAUUUUUCAAUCAUUUCAUUUACCACAGUGCCGCAAAGGCUCCGACCUAUGGUGGGGUAAGGGGGGGUCAGAUGUACGCAGUCUUACCCUGUACUAAAGCACAGAGAGACUGUUUCCGGAUGACCCAUAGUGAAAAACGCAUCCAAAUUGCAUGGACUGACUGCUGCUUCAUAACAAAGAAGCGCAGACAGUUUAGAGCCAUUUUGCUUUAUUCCAUCACAUUCUCAAGCCAAAAAAUAAUGAAUCUUUG